AUGGAGAGUAGCAAUCGACUAGCUGCCUUUGCUCAGUUUGGCGGUCCUUCGUCCGAGCGCACAGAGUUAAGCACUGGAUCUGCACUACAUCACAAGCUCUCGCUAGCCACCACUCGAUCCACCAGCUCAGCCUCCUCCACAUCUCAUCGCAGCUACCCAGUUGCAGCACCAUCAGCAUCAGCUGCAUCCUCAUCUGCCCCACAUCUCCGACCAUCACAGCAUCCUCACCCCCCCGAAGCACUCACCAACCAAGCCAGCAGCUCUCGUAAUCCUUCAAAUCCUUCAAAGCGUCUUCCUAUCUACAUCCGCAUUGUCCCAAAAGACAUCUGGCUACGCAUCCAUAUCCAUCCCAAACAAACCAUCGGGUCGAUUAAAGAUGCAGCUCUCAACAAAGCUCAAGCCCCAGACCACGAUCCUUCGCUUUCCUACCGGUUCUAUCAGGAUGCAUUGAACGCGUCGACUCAUGCAAAGAUCGCUCCGGUUGCGAGCCAUGAUAAGGUGGUGAAGCAUAGAAGUUAUGCGCUACCAAGGACCUUUCUUUGUCCUCCCCCGGAUUUGGAGGAUGUGGCCGAGAGGGUGGCGGAGAGGCUGGUUGAGACAAGGAGGAGAGAGAAGGAAAGGCAGAGUGGGAGGUCUACGCCGGGGUCGAGGGGGACUGGUGUGCCGCCGCUGCCUGUUUUUGAUGUUGGGCUUUUGCGGAAUGUACAUUCACAGGCACAAUUACAGCCACAUCAACAACAACGGCAGCACCAGCAGCAGAGUGCAUCAUCAGGCUCACAAACCAGAUCUCUGCCACUGUCAGGAUGUAGCAGCUCAUCAGCUAGAACAGCGAGCGAUGACGCUAUGGCUUCUUCUUCAGCACAUGUCACUCGACAAAUCUCGAAUUCGACUUUGGCCACUUUUUCGCCUUCAACCCCGUCUGAUUUUGGUGCUGUAAGCCAGGUUUUAGCGUCUAUUGACGAUCCGAGCGAGGCUUCGGAUAGAUCGCAUUCACAGUCUCAGGCGACGGUUAGUGAGAUUGCGAUUGAUAUAGGUGCGCCGCUCAUUACCGGUAAUCGGGAUGCAAAAUUGGAAGAGGAGAUAGCAAGGAUGCGACUUACGCAGUGGAGUACUGCAUGGCAAACUUCAUCUUCUAGCUACGAUGCAAAAGGGCCAUUAGCGUCUCCACAAACCUCGCCUCGAGCACUGGACAGCUACAACUCGACUCCCACCAUCGCUUCGAGCAGCCAGUUCGAUAGCAGCGAAACGGGACUCUCACCUAAUCUUCCUUUCCUAUCCAGCUUUGAUGCGUCUUGCAGCUCUAGCGCUCACAAUGCAGCGCAAAGGGAACCUCAGCACCGGACUACAACUCCCCCUCGCCGUCCACCGCGAUCAGAGCAAAGAGCAAGCACAGCGGCAGCAGCUGCUCCAGCCAUCUUUUACACCCAACCAGGGGCAGCAGAGUCUUUCAACUCGCUAGCAUCACUAGACUCUACUUCUUCCGCCGAGUUCGUCACGACAGCUGAUGAUGAAGGGAGGAUGUUGCAGUGGGGUACCCAAGCCGAAGGUACCCAAGCCGAAGGUACCCAAGCCGAAGUUGGUGCGGGUAGUCCAGCGAGAUCUCCUCUUUCAGCUGCAUUUUCGACCGCUUCUUCGCCAGUCAGACCGAGAAGUAGAACGGUCACUGCCGCAGAUGUGAUAAGAUCGCGCAAUGCGACGAACCAAGAACAGCCACCGCCGAUGCCAGGUAGUGUUUCGAGCCCGUUGAGGAUUUCUAGUCUGCCUCGGGCAGCAACGGUGCAAGGGCAGGGAGGGAAGAUGGUAGCAGAAGAAAGUCAGAGGAGAGCAGUUCCCAGUGAUUUGUGGGAGAUGUUGAAGGGUUCCGCUAUCACCAAUUCCACUAGGAGGAUCGGUGGUGGCGAAGAGGGUGAGGGCGACGACGACGACGACGACGAUAUGGCAUUCUCUACCGUUCAGCAGCGUCGUACGACUGGUGGAGGAGGAGGCAAGGAGGCGCUUACACUGCGCAAAAAGUCUUCUGAAGGCUCAGUUGUAGCUGGCCUCUCUUCUCCCUCUUCCACUCACUCCACCACUGCAGCUGGUGGCGGGUAUCUAGCUGGAAUACGACUCGACGAAAUCUCUCGUGGAUGGUCAAAAGAUACCUCUCACCCACUCUCGGCCAAAUUCGCAGUGCUAUCAGCAGCAAACGGAAUGGAAAUGGAAGAAUGGAAAACUGUUGCUUCCUACCAACUUGGUCCUUUCGAACUUCUGGAAUUGCAAUGGUCAAUUCCCACGGAGCGAGUCUACAUCCCUCCUGUUAGCUUGCACGAUAUCAUUCGUCCACCACACCCCACCUCCAACAGCGGAAACAAAGAGAUGUACAAUCCCACUUGCUCAUACUCAGACGCGGGCCCAGACACGGACUCAGCGUGUCUCGAACCCUAUUUCGAAGGCUGGGUCUACGUGCUCAAGACGGAAAAGGGGAAGAAGAUGGGUAAGUGGAAAUUGCAUUUCCUCACGGUGAAAGGAUGGAGGGUGGAUCUGUAUGGCAAGAAACCAAGGGCGGGGGAGGCGGUUUUGCCGAUUGCAGAUCAGCUUUUCUCACUAAGAGGUAUAGAGUGGGUCUUGGAGAGUGAAAGUGUUGUGCCUGCGAGUACGGCUUUGCCUGCGUUGGAGACGCUGCCGGCGGGGUGUUUGAGUGUUGCCUUUGCUCCGAGGGGUGAGGGGAUGGCAGGGACGAUGGUUGGUGUAGCAAGCACAACAGCAGGCAGUAAUGAAGGAUCCCUGUUGACGGUUAGGUGUAUCAAUCCGUUCGAUCAUGAUUCGCUCUCGAGCCUCUUACUUCGGGCAUGGUAUAGGAGUAGUGCGACUACCUUGGGUGGUGUGGAUAUCUGGCGUCGGAAAGCAGUGUUCCGAGCAACGGUGGCGGGAAGAGGCGGGACGGUUGCAGCUGGUAAAGCUGGUAGGGGAAGGGGGAGUAGGAAUAGUAAAGCGAGAACAAGGUUACGCCCCUCGGGAUGGGCGAGGGAGUGGGAAGAUGCGGAUUUAUGGUCGAGCGAGAGUGAGAGGGAGGAGGUUACUCCGCCGCCAGAGUUGGUGGUGAGGCUGGAGGGGGAGAGGGAGAGGGAGAGGGAGAGGGAGAGGGAGAGGAGAGUUACAGUGACGCAGGCGAAAACGGAGAGGAAGAAGGAAGUGGAUGAAAAGGGUUUUGUGACGGGGGGGUUGUAUGCUGCUCUCCUCGGAAGAACUGGCGCUAGUACCACUGCGGUGGGUGAGAGCGCGGGGCAAGAUAGUUGGCCGUAUCAGCAAGGAUCAACUUCUAGACAGAGGAUGGGUAGGCAGCCGCAGCAAGAACCAAGUCUAAUGCUGGGGUUUCACUCUCUCCAAGACCGCCGCCGAGGACGCCAGAGAUCAGGUUCGCUCACUCGCUCUUCCGACCCCCAAGAAGCAACGGGAGCAGCAGGGGAUACUUGCACCAGUGGCGCUCGAUCUGGCUCAGUUACAGUAUCAAACACAAGCCCAGGUCGAGGUAGAAGCUCCAACUGUUCAGCAAACAGUAGUCGAAAUGUCUCACGAGCUGCUUCUCCCCCGGGUGCGGGGGAAAGGAAAGGGUAUGCGAUAAGUCCAGCUUUGGUGCCGGGGUUCGUGGAUGCUCCACCCGCACCCAGCGUUGCUUUGCUGAGGAAGUACAAGGCUAGUACUAAGGGCACUAGUGGCAAACAGGAUGAUUGA
Messenger RNA from Ustilago hordei, 3711 nucleotides. RefSeq lists its product as uncharacterized. The transcript has a single exon. The record is from RefSeq and is a predicted model, not a curated record. NCBI's taxonomy places the organism in Eukaryota, Fungi, Basidiomycota, Ustilaginomycetes, Ustilaginales, Ustilaginaceae. The coding region runs from base 1 to 3711 and encodes 1236 amino acids.